AUGAAGAUCCUUACAGAAGAGGAGAUCGAAGCACACCACUACCACACGCUGUCAGGCGGGUUGAAAGGUGCCGUGGCAGGACUGGUGAUAUCGGGGCUGGUCUUCAAGCUGGCGCCCGUUAAGUUCCCCAAAUUCCAGCCUUCCAAGCUGCCCUGGUCGUUGAGAACCGCCAUUUUCAUCACACCUCCCACGCUGCUGACGUCGAUCUGCGCGGAAGAAGCGUCGACCGGGUUUGAAAGAAUGAUGUACGGAACUGGCAGCUCGUCAAACGCUGCGGUCGAGGAGCACCAGCGCUGGAAACAGCUGCCGUGGUCCGAAAGGUUCAUCGAGGGCGUCUCCAGCAACAAAUACAAGAUCAUCGUGGCAGCGUGGGCCGCCUCAAUGUACGGUUCCUGGAAGUUCGUGGACCGCGACCCUAUCAUGACCAAGACCCAGAAGGCAGUUCAGGCCAGAAUGUACGCCCAAACCGUCACCGUGGCACUGCUGCUGGGUUCUAUCGGGCUCUCGAUGUACGAGGAGAAAAAGCACCCUGACGCGCGGAAACUGGAGGCUUCUCGCCGCUGGGAGAAGGCCCUGGAACGCGCAGAAGAAGAGGAGGCCCUGGCCUCGCAGUCCGGCUUCAGAUCCAACGAGGACCGUGUCAAGGCCAAGAUUUUCAAAUAA
Molecule: messenger RNA, 663 nt
Organism: Lachancea nothofagi CBS 11611
Lineage: Eukaryota; Fungi; Ascomycota; Saccharomycetes; Saccharomycetales; Saccharomycetaceae
Source: the annotation of a GenBank genome assembly